AGAUCUCUCUCAAUCGUAUUAGGGCAUUUUCCCUUUCCUUCCUCGUACGUCUUUAGCUGGAAAAAGAAGAAGAAGGAAAAAAACAAAUUAGGGCUAGAAAACCAGAUCUCUCCCAAGCAUUCGAUGGAAGCUCAAUGAAAUGCAUUGAUGCACUGAGAAUAUGAUUUUUGGACGGAUUUUGGAGCCUUUUUGAUUGAUUCUUUUUUCUUCGAAACGGGUGUCCUAUGGAGUCAUCUAUUUGGAGUCGCAAUGCCAAUCCAGAUGUGUUUCACUUCCUUGUGGCUGUUCACUUCGCUCUCGGUUUCGUUGUCGCCAGGUUCUUCCUUGACAAAUUCAUUUUUCGUAGGUUGGCCACCUGGAUGUUGUGUAAUGGAUCCGCUCCUUUGAAGAUGAAUGAUGCCACAAGAGCAAAAGUUGCGAAAUGCUCAGAAUCUUUGUGGAAGUUGGCAUACUAUGCUACUGUUGAAACAUUUGUUCUGAAAAUAACCUACAGUGAGCCAUGGUUCAUAGAUACAAAAGAGUAUUUCAGGGGCUGGCCAGAUCAAGAGUUGAAGCUUUCCCUAAGCCUUUUCUACAUGUGCCAAUGUGGGUUCUACAUCUAUAGCAUUGCUGCACUACUUACUUGGGAGACUCGAAGGAAGGAUUUUUCUGUGAUGAUGUCUCAUCAUGUAAUUACUGUAAUGCUGAUAGGAUACUCAUACAUUGGAAGCUUUUUCCGCAUCGGUUCAAUUAUCCUUGCCCUACAUGAUGCAAGUGAUGUGUUUUUGGAAGCAGCUAAAGUUUUCAAGUAUUCCGAGAAGGAGCUUGGAGCAAGUGUGUGCUUCGGAUUAUUUGCCAUCUCUUGGCUCUUGCUACGUUUGAUCCUCUUUCCAUUUUGGGUCAUUAAAAGCUCAAGCUACGAGGUUCGGGAGUUUUUAGAUCUUUCAAAGUCAUAUCCCACAUCCCUGUACUAUGUUUUCAAUACCAUGUUACUGAUGCUACUUGUGUUCCAUGUCUACUGGUGGUUUCUCAUUUGCUCAAUGAUCACGAGACAAUUGAAAAAUAGAGGAAAAGUUGGGGAAGACAUUAGAUCUGACUCCGAGGAUGAUGAUUAGACAGAAGAUUUCACAAUCCUUUUUUAUUUUUACCUGAGGAGAUCACCUGUUUUAGGUUCGUCUCUGCACUGUAAUGGUCAUUACAUUGGGUAGAAAUUCUCUAUUGGUUUCAAUUUUUCUAAUUGAUUCUUCUCUGGGUCGGAGGGUGGACGAUGAAUCCACUUCUUGAUUUCUUUUUGAUGUAUAAGUAAUAGGCAAAUCACUGUAAAAGUUUUAUCUGGAUAAAUUAAUGUUGUGAGAUUCUCAGUCAUCAUAAGGGGAAAUGAAUACAGGGGCUAAAGUGAAGCAAAUGCCCAUAUUUUUGUUGAA
This is a messenger RNA of Hibiscus syriacus, 1403 nucleotides long. Its product is annotated as LAG1 longevity assurance homolog 2-like. The record is from RefSeq and is a predicted model, not a curated record. The coding region runs from base 225 to 1094 and encodes 289 amino acids. Gene Ontology annotation, cellular component: endoplasmic reticulum; membrane. NCBI's taxonomy places the organism in Eukaryota, Viridiplantae, Streptophyta, Magnoliopsida, Malvales, Malvaceae. The transcript is spliced from 6 exons. Gene Ontology annotation, molecular function: sphingosine N-acyltransferase activity. Gene Ontology annotation, biological process: ceramide biosynthetic process.